UCAAUGCAAAAUGUGGCACGCGACUUUGGUUACGGAAUAGAAGUAUUACCUCACGUCGAGAGGACUUCCAAGGUAGAACCGGCACGGACAAGUUGUAGGUGGGUGAGGAACGAGUCCACGGAGUCGACCUGGCUAUGCUGUGACGAUGCCACAAGUUGGUACAUGUCACGGUUGGAUUUUGAUAAAUUGAGGGAAUAAAACGAGGAUAUUAUUAGCCUGGGGGGUGUCUGCAUCUCUCUGACUCCGUUGCCGACGUCGUCCCAGGCAGCGUCUUGAUCUUGUGUUGCCUAUUGCCUUGAAUAGUGGAAAUUGCUUCUGCCAGCACGUUCCGGGGUAGCCGUUAUAGAAUGUAGUUGCGACUUGUUUUCGACACCCCUCAGUACCUCUGCGACGGACGGUCUGCAAGGUCUUCUCUCAUCUCCACAGGCUUCACGUGGAGGUCCGAGUCAGGUUACCUUAUCCUGCCCACGGAGAAGUCGGGAAACCAUCAUCGGCUCAUGUACAAGCUCCUGCCAUCUCCUGCUAGAACCUUGAAGUUGUCAGUGGGCUGCAGGUAACCUGUUCGAUUCAGGCGAGUUGGUGCACAAGAAUGGUAGCCAGAUCAUGAGCAGCGAUGGCAAGAUUGAAGCAAACUCCAGCGUGGUAGACCAAAAAAAGCUGAACUAAAUGGGAGGAGUGUGGAUGUUCAAGGAGGGAUUCACACAGCUUGUUGAGAACCCACUAGCGGAGCCACUAGAUGGCAGGAACAUGACAGGGGUGCGACGCAAGGUGCUGGUCCAUGUUGCUACAAACGGAGCCAUUACAAACUACGAUCAGCUGGAAGAGAAGUUGAGAGAGAAGGGGUGGACUCGAUACUAUGCUGGUGACUCCAAUCUGCGGCAGUAUCACAAGAGCGAUUGCACUAAUGAUCUCAUCUCUUUACCCAAAUCCUUCGCUUACAUUAAAACCAUGCACAUGUACGACAUCGUGGUCAAGGUCCCAAAUACCUUCGUUGUUCGAGAUUCCUGACGCAUCUUUAGAUCGUGAGUAAGCGAGAGAUCUAAGUAGCAGCUUUUUUCAUGAAAACUGGCCUCCUUGACACGUUUGAGGUAGUUCAAUAAAAUUGCAUGGAACUCUCAACAUGAUUCAUUAUCAUAUAUUUGGUAGACCAUGCACAACCAUACACAUACCAAUAGAUAGUCUUCUGUGAGUGCAGUAGCAGAUGAUGAUACAUACCCACAAGGUCAUAUCCUUUUCGGUUCAUUCUCCUUAGAGUAGUAGUUAGUCAGAUGAUAUAAUUUAAUGUGAUACUCUGGCAUAAUAUCAAAGUUACGUGAUAUCAAAAUUACAUGAUAUCAAAGAUAAAACCAUGAA
Molecule: messenger RNA, 1353 nt
Organism: Physcomitrium patens
Lineage: Eukaryota; Viridiplantae; Streptophyta; Bryopsida; Funariales; Funariaceae
Product: flowering-promoting factor 1-like protein 2
Biological process (GO): regulation of flower development
Source: RefSeq, a predicted model, not a curated record